Pungitius pungitius (ninespine stickleback) is the source of this 4133-nucleotide messenger RNA. RefSeq names its product beta-2 adrenergic receptor-like. Bases 215 to 1714 code for a protein of 499 amino acids. The record is from RefSeq and is a predicted model, not a curated record. Gene Ontology annotation, molecular function: norepinephrine binding; beta2-adrenergic receptor activity. Lineage: Eukaryota; Metazoa; Chordata; Actinopteri; Perciformes; Gasterosteidae. Gene Ontology annotation, biological process: negative regulation of smooth muscle contraction; norepinephrine-epinephrine-mediated vasodilation involved in regulation of systemic arterial blood pressure; adenylate cyclase-activating adrenergic receptor signaling pathway. Gene Ontology annotation, cellular component: plasma membrane. The transcript has 4 exons.
GGGGGCUGAAGACGGAUCUGUGUGUGUUUGUGCGUGUGUGUGUGUGUGUAUUAGUGUCACACAUAAAAUCAGAAGUGACACUACGCAGCAGAAGAGAAACAGAGACCAGCAGCUCCUGACAAACACAUUAGGAUGAUACUUUGUGUUGUGGAUUUAAAGGCAUUUGGAUGAUCAAAUCACUGGAUUGGGAAGUGCAGGACGGAGCCUGGAGAUCAUGGAACAUGAGGGUGACGUCUCAGCACCGGCUAACCAAUCACAGUACGGCAACUCCUCCCUGGUGUCCGAUGGGAUGGCGAUAUCAUCGGAGUACAGCGAUGCAGAGCUGGUGCUGCAGGCCGUAGCGAUGGGUGUCCUCGCGCUGGCCAUUGUAUUUGGUAACGUGCUGGUGAUUACAGCCAUCCUGCGGUUCCAGCGUCUUCAGACGGUCACCAACUUCUUCAUCGCCUCCCUGGCAGUUGCCGACCUCAUCAUGGGCCUGGUGGUGGUCCCCUUUGGCUCCACCUACAUCCUGCUGGGGACUUGGCCUUUUGGAAACUUCAUGUGUCAAUUAUGGACGGCAACUGACGUGCUGUUUGUGACGGCCAGCAUCGAAACCUUGUGUGUGAUCGCUGUGGACCGCUACCUCGCCAUCACCUCGCCGCUUCACUACCCGACGCUACUCACCAGGGGUCGGGCCUUCGCAGUGGUCCUCGGGGUUUGGGCAGUGGCCUCCCUCAUCUCCUUCCUGCCCAUCCAUCUGGAGUGGUGGGUGUCAGAUGACCUGAAAGCGAGGGAGUGCUUGGCCAACGAGAACUGCUGUGAUUUCAACACCAAUGCAGCAUAUGCGGUGUCCUCCUCGAUCGUGUCCUUCUACCUUCCGCUGGUGGUGAUGAUUUUCCUGUACACCCGCGUCUUCCAGGAGGCUCAGAAACAGCUGGAGAAGAUCAGAGGGAGGGAGAGGCACUUUAGUAACUUGCAUUACAACGCACAGCUGACAUAUCCCGAUGAUAGCCUAGAAAUGAAUAAACCAGCAGGAGCUGAGCUGGAAGGAGAAGGAGAGGACAGACUAAACAUGCAGAAAACAGAAGGAAUAGACAAUGUUUUGGUGGAAAAGCCUGGCGAGAACAGAGCGAGGACAGAAAAGGGGGAGGGAAGACACUCUGCUACAAAGCGCCUGAAGUUCUGUCUGAAGGAGCACAAGGCUGUCAAAACUCUAGGGAUCAUCAUGGGAACCUUCACGCUGUGUUGGCUACCCUUCUUCAUCCUAAACAUCCUUGUUACCUUCCUCAACUUGGGUGACAUCAAGCUGCUCUUCAGACUGCUCAACUGGAUCGGAUACUCCAACUCGGCCUUCAACCCGCUCAUAUACUGCCGCAGCCCUGACUUCAGGCACGCCUUCCAGGACUUGCUCUGUUUGAGGGGCAAAGUGGGGAGCGGGGAAGGGAGGAAGGGAUGGGGAUGGUGCAGGGGCAGGGGCACGGGCAGGGGUCGUUACCCCGAGCCCCCAGGUAGGACCAACGGGACAUCAGACCUGAAUGGUGUCAGGGGGCGGGACGUUCAGCAGAGGUCUGGGUGGAAGGGCAGUUUGGAGAGCUCAAUCCAGGACGGCUCGCUGACUGUGGCUCCUGGUUGCCGUGAGGAGGUGUUGGAAGUAGCUCCUGUUUGCCCUACAAAGUGGGAGGCUGACAGUCCUGAUAAAAGGAGCUGUGAGGAAAACCUGGUUUCUAUUGCUUGAGCGAUUAGUACGUUAAAAUGAACAAUGUGUGCACUUAGUCGAUUUGAAUUUCACAUCAUUGUCUCCCUUUACUGCUGUAGUUCUUAAACACAACUGCACGGGUAAAGGUUGUUCGGCAGUAUUCGGAUCGUUGGGAAAGGUCCAAGGCAUCAUAGCAAAACGUAUUGAGGUACAAUAAGACUGUACACAAUGCAUACAGUGCAUUAUCAAGGUGAAACUAAACAUAACGUGCUUCACCACAUUGGUACAAUGAGUUAUGUCUCUAUUAUUUAUUUCAGCCCCAUUUAUAACAACAAGAAAGGUGAUGUCUUUUAUUGACAGCCAAUGAAUUGUUUACCACUGAAUAACAAAUAUAAGAGUCAUAUAGUUACAUAUGACUGCUCCACAAUUGAAUUCCCGAUAAAUGAAUUUGAACAAAUCAAAGAUUGUGAGGAAUGAGCCACUGGAAGGAGGGUUUCUGGUUCUGAUAUACAGUAAUUGCACACUCUAAGGUUCCUUAAUAAUACAAUGAAAGCAUCAUGACGCCACGACUUUAGAGCAGCACCUGCUUACUUCGGUUUUUUGUUUUUAUAUUCCUGCCUCAUGAACAUCACUGCUGGUCCAAGAUUUUUUACAGGUUUACUCUGAGGUAUCAGACAAGCAUCUGAGACUUCAUAACUUCCUCUCUUGGUGUCAACUUUCUUUCAUCUCAUAGUUGCUGGGACAAUUUCCCUUCCUCUUUAUCUCUUCAAAAGUGUUUCUUGACCCACUCGUUGCUCUUAUCGUACCGUGUUUUGCUCUUGAAGAACAUUGUUUUCUGUCAGAUGGAGCUGGGGAGAUCACUUUCAUGCUGUGGCAUGUGUUUUAACAACAGUUAAAUAUCAUAUAAUAAUAGUAUAUAUUUUCUUAUUGCUUAAUGUUCACAUUACUCAGAAAAGGAUCGUUUUUGGAUUAGUUUUUGUCUCUUUAUUUCCCAAAUUCAUUGACGAUGAUAAAGUAGCUUGUAUACAGUUGCUAUGUAUGAAGACUAUCCAGAAUCCAGAGAUUACAUUAUACUCCAAGUGGACGCAUUCCAUUGUGAAACAAUCUCCCCAACCCUGCUUUUAUAUGUGCAAAUAAUUGUGUAUUAAUGUGUGUGUAAUAUUAAACGUGAAUUUGUUGAGGGUCAACAAUUGUCAUGUGGGAUGAGUAAAUAUAUAACCUGCAUGUGUGCCUGUAUGUUUUGUGUGCUAAACUUCAAAUAUGCCAUUGAAUAUUUGUAUAUAACUUGAAUGUACAUGUAAAAUAUACUUUUUUAAAUAUCUGCUCCCAUAACAUAUUUAGUUCUUAAAAAAUAAUCAAAAAGCUGUUGUUAUACAUGUGGAGUUUAAGCAGCACUGGAGACUUCACUCCAAAUAAGAUUUACAUUAUAUUUCAUUUGUUUAUUUCUCUUGAAUUACUGAAACAAACAAAAAGUUGUCAGUUGUUAGGAGGAGUAGGAGGUAGUAGUAGGGGUGGAUAGUUUUUUUUUACCUCCAUCAGAUCAUGAAUGUCAUCACUUUUCUGCAAAUAUUUAUUCAUAAGGUGUUAUUUUUUAAGUGAAAUAAUUAAGUUUUAUAUUGUUUGAAUCUGUUGCUCAGCUAUGUGUGUGUCUAAUCGAAUCCACUGUCGACUAGUGCAUGGCAAAUUUCUCAAUCUCAAUACUUGAUGGACAUGGUCAUUUGUUAAGUGGCCUGUUGGGCAAAAGAAAAACAGUGUGACCACAAGCAUGCUGUUCACUGAGCAGGACAUAAAGAAAAUAAAAAAUGUAACUUUAAAAUGUUGCUGUUAAAUGAUCAAAGGCUCCUUGUCAACAACGAAAACAUGAGGGCAGGAAAUGUGCUUAUCGUCGUGCUGCAACUUUAACCUUUUAACUAAGCCUAUGGGACCGAAGCUUUUUGUGCUUAUUCAGUCAUCCAAAUUAUCCAGACUCAACCUGUCUGUUUGCAUUCAAGUCAAAGUGUGUGUGUGUGUGUGUGUGCGUGUGUGUGUGUGUGUGUGUGUGUGUGUGUGUGUGUGUGUGUGUGUGUGUGUGUGUGUGUGUGUGUGUGUGAAGGCCAUGACGUACAGUGACAGGUGCAGUCGGUCACAGCUGCUGCAGAGGAUAUACAAUCACCUACACUGCGUCAAUUCACACGCAACUUCACAGUUUGAUGGGAAAGCUCCCUGUGUAUCCUGUGUGUGUUUGUGAAUGAAGCCUGUUUCCAUCGAACACGUUUCUACUUUAACAUAUAAAGGUUGAAAUACCUGAUAUGCACGUUUUUUCAUGUGUGUCCCUGGCUGUAUCUAUUAGUGUCCUGUCUGUUUUGUGUUUGUUUUUAGCAUUAAAACCUGCAAAGUGGUUGUCUUCUAAAUGCUGGCGAGUGUUGGAUUGUGUCUUUUUUAUAAUGCUUGUGUUGUAUGUGUUUACAAAACUACCCCC